Messenger RNA from Cryptococcus amylolentus CBS 6039, 527 nucleotides. RefSeq lists its product as hypothetical. The transcript has 3 exons. The coding region runs from base 76 to 489 and encodes 137 amino acids. The record is from RefSeq and is a predicted model, not a curated record. NCBI's taxonomy places the organism in Eukaryota, Fungi, Basidiomycota, Tremellomycetes, Tremellales, Cryptococcaceae.
CUUUGUUUUCUCGCUCACUAUAUAACACUCGACUUGGAUCAUGGGUCCACACAUCCCCUCAUAACAUCACUCACAAUGGGUCAGCACAGACAGAAAAGCAACAUCGAGGCUUACCUCGAAACCAAACGAAAGCUCCUUCCCGCCCGUCCCACUCCACACGACGCGCUCGCCAGGUCCACCGAGCAAGGCGUUUAUUUGAUUGACAUCAGGCCGACGAGAAAUAGAAAAGAGGAGGGACUGAUACCUGGAGCGAUCGUGAUUGACAGGAACGUUUUGGAAUGGCGUCUUGACCGCACUUCUCCGUGGUCUAUCCUCGAAGCCCGCGAGCCUUCUUUCACCCCCAUCCUUUUUUGUAACGAAGGCUACGCUUCUUCUCUCGCAGCACAGACACUCGUCGAGAUCGGAGUCGAGAGGGCCACAGACGUGGAUGGUGGUUUCAGGAAAUGGAAAGCUGAUGGUCUUCCCGUAGUAGGGGAAGAUUCGUUGUAAAUCUGCUAUGCAUAGACAUGCAUACGCCUUUCUACCCC